AUGCGCUAACAACAACAACUACCUAGGUUGUCAGAAGAUGAGUAAUUUCCAGGUCGUUUGCAUACCUAAUCUCGAAAAUUGAAGUUUGGAACUACUGAUAACUUCAAUAAGAGGUCCAAGGGACAGAGUCCAAUGGCUGAGUCUUAAUUCAUUAAAUAAAUUGACACCAAAUUAGAGCUAUACAAUAAGGACAUCGAACAACGCAAUGACAUGAUUUUUACCAUAGAAAAAGGGUUCGAAUCUGUCAGGCAAGAAUUGAUUAAAGAGAAAUUAUUAAAUGAAGAAAAAACUAAACAAUUAUAAGACCUGGGAUCACAAUAUCAGGCAGCUCAAUCCAAACUCAAGUCAAUCCAUGAAUUCAAUAAAAAUACAGGACAAUAAGGAACUGAUAAAGAUAGAGACAAAAUCCACUAAUUGGAAACCGUUUAAAAAGUUAUUCUAACAAAAGAACAUCAACUGAAUUAAACGAUAGAUUCGCUCAAUACCUAAUUGAAUGAUAUUACUCACAAAAUUAAAACCAAAGAAGAAAUGCCAGAUGAUUCUAAAAAAUUGAAAGACUCAAUUAGGAAGAUCGAAGAGAAAAAGUACAAAUCAUAAGCUAUAAUGGAUGAACUAAAAAAGAAUUUAGAAUCCAUUUAAGCUGAGAAGUUAUUAAUCAAAAGUCAAAUGGAUCAAUACAAAAAAGAAUACCUUGCUAAAGAGGAAUGUUUGUCAUCUGAAUUCCAUAAUAUUUAGAAUAAAAUUAAGGAAUUGUAAAAGGAGAAAAAUCAAUUACAAGAAUAAGUUAAGAAGUAGCCUGUAAAUUCUUAGGAUUAGAAUAAUAAAUUACAGGAGGCUAUCAAUUAAUUUAAAUAACAAUUGACUGAACAAAACAAAUUAAAAGAUAAAGAGAUAAAUCAAUGGAAAGCAAAUCAUGAUAUCUCCAUCAAAAAUAUUGAUCAAUUGACUCAAUAAAUCGAAGAUUAUAAAUUAAAAAUUGAAUCAUCCUCUAAGAAUUUAAAUGAAAAAACAAAUUCUGUAGAUUAAAUGAAUAAAUCCAUAGCAGAACAAGAAAAAACACUUAAAAAUCAAUAAGCUGAAAUCAAAUUGUUAAAUUAAAAAAUAGAUGAAUGCAAUAAGAAAUUAGGUGAUUCAAAACCCAAAAACAUGUCGCAAGUCAUUGAGACUAUUACAAUUUUGGAAAAAACUCAUAAAGAAAUUUAAAAAGGCCUUGCUUGUACGUUUUGCAAUAAAUUCAUAAAAUAACCAGUUACUAUUAUACCUUGUGGUCAUUCCUACUGUUUUGAAUGCAAAAAAGGAUAUUAAAAGGAAUGUUCCAAAUGCGGACCAAAAUUGAAAAUUGAAGCAAUGUAUAGAAACGAAUUGUUGGAUGAUAUUAUUGAAAUGGUGAAAUUAGUUGAGUAAAGCAUUUUGAACAUGAAAUAAAUUACUUAAAAUUAAUGA
This is a messenger RNA of Paramecium tetraurelia, 1443 nucleotides long. RefSeq lists its product as uncharacterized. Lineage: Eukaryota; Ciliophora; Oligohymenophorea; Peniculida; Parameciidae. The transcript has 5 exons. The record is from RefSeq and is a predicted model, not a curated record. Gene Ontology annotation, cellular component: nucleus; Rad6-Rad18 complex. Gene Ontology annotation, biological process: protein monoubiquitination; DNA damage tolerance. Gene Ontology annotation, molecular function: ubiquitin protein ligase activity; single-stranded DNA binding; metal ion binding.